AUGGGUUAUUCCGACCUUGACUGGAAGGCCAUCAAUACCAUCCGACUGCUCGCGGUCGAUGCCACUCUCAAGGCAAACAGUGGUCACCCAGGUGCACCCAUGGGCAUGGCACCCGUUGCCCAUGUCUUGUUCAACAAAUUCAUGACCUUCAACCCCAAGAACCCUGACUACGCCAACCGCGAUCGCUUCGUGCUAUCAAACGGACACGGAUGUAUGUUGCAGUAUGCUCUUCUUCAUCUGUUCGGAUAUGCUUUGUCUUUGGACGAUUUGAAGAACUUCCGACAAGUUGACAGCAUUACUCCUGGCCACCCUGAGGCUCACGAUACUCCCGGCAUUGAGGUCACCACCGGUCCUCUGGGCCAAGGUUUUGCCAACGCAGUUGGUCUUGCCAUCGGUCAAGCUCAUACCGCAGCUGUGUUCAACAAGCCUGGUUAUGAGCUCUCAAACAACCAUACCUAUGUCUUCUUUGGUGAUGGUUGUGCUAUGGAGGGUGUCGCCAGUGAGGCUGCCUCUACUGCUGGUCAUCUUCAGCUUGGUAACUUGAUUGCUAUCUAUGAUGACAACCACAUUUCUAUUGAUGGUGAUACCAAGUGCGCGUUCACCGAGGACGUGUUGAAGCGAUUCGAAGCCUAUGGCUGGCAUACCCAGCAUGUCACAGACGGUGACCACGACCUUGACGGAAUUGAGGCUGCUAUCCAAAAGGCCAAGGAUGUCAAGGACAAGCCCUCUGUCAUCAAGCUGACCACCACCAUUGGAUUCGGCUCCAAGCUCCAGGGCACCGGUGGUGUCCACGGCAACCCUCUCAAGGCCGAUGACGCCAAACAGGUCAAGGAGAAGUUCGGCUUCAACCCCGAAGAGUCCUUCGUUGUCCCUCAAGAGGUCUAUGAUCUCUACAACAAGCAUGCCUCUGAAGGCGCGGCUGCUGAGCAAGCUUGGAAUGAUCUCUUCAAGAAAUAUCAGGCCGAACACAAGGAGCUCGGUGCUGACCUCGCACGCCGUCUCGCCAAGAAGCUCCCUGAAGGAUGGGCCAAGAAGCUGCCCGUUUACAAGCCCACCGACUCGGCUCAGGCUUCCCGCAAGCUUUCUGAGAAGGUUUUGGAGGAUAUCCACGAAGUCCUCCCCGAACUGUUGUCCGGCUCUGCAGAUCUGACCGGUAGCAACAACACCCGAUGGAAGAAUGCCGUGGACUUCCAACCUCCUUCCACCAAGAUUGGAGAGUGGUCUGGUCGCUAUCUUCGCUAUGGUGUGCGUGAGCACAGCAUGGGUGCUAUCAUGAAUGGUCUCGCUGCAUAUGGUACGGUCAUUCCUGCUGGAGGGACAUUCUUGAACUUUGUUUCCUAUGCUGCUGGUGCGGUUCGUCUGUCUGCUCUGUCACACCAACGAGUCAUCUGGGUUGCCACUCACGAUUCCAUUGGUCUGGGUGAGGACGGUCCUACUCAUCAACCUAUCGAAACCUUGGCACAUUUCCGAGCACUGCCCAACUGCCAGGUGUGGAGACCUGCAGAUGGCAACGAGACUUCUGCAGCCUACUACUCGGCCUUGACUUCCACUGGAACCCCAUCCGUUCUUGCCUUGACCCGACAAAAUCUGCCUCAACUCGAAAACUCCACCAUCGAGAAUGGCAUCAAGGGAGGUUACGUUGCUGUGGAGGCUGAGAACGCUGAUCUGACUAUUGUCUCAACCGGUUCUGAAGUUGCAAUUGCGAUCGAAGCUAUCAAGGUCCUUAAAGACCAGCAUAACCUCACCACUCGCGUCGUGUCCUUGCCCUGCUGGGAAGUUUUCGAUGCCCAACCCAAGGAGUAUCAACUCAAGGUCUUCCCUGAUGGCAUCCCAACCUUGUCCGUCGAGGUCAUGUCGACACUCGGCUGGUCGAAGUAUUCACACGAGCAAUUCGGACUGAACAGAUUUGGUGCUUCUGGCCCCUAUCUUGAGGUCUACAAGAAAUUUGAGUUCACACCCGAGGGCAUUGCCAAGCGUGGUAAAUUGACCGUCGACUUCUACAAGGGUCUCAAGCCUCGCUCCCCCGUCAACCGUGCUUUCCAGCAACUCAUUUGA
Messenger RNA from Exophiala bonariae, 2055 nucleotides. It is a transcript of the gene TKL1, whose product is annotated as Transketolase. Gene Ontology annotation, cellular component: cytosol; nucleus. Gene Ontology annotation, biological process: pentose-phosphate shunt. Gene Ontology annotation, molecular function: transketolase activity. Bases 1 to 2055 code for a protein of 684 amino acids. NCBI's taxonomy places the organism in Eukaryota, Fungi, Ascomycota, Eurotiomycetes, Chaetothyriales, Herpotrichiellaceae. The record is from RefSeq and is a predicted model, not a curated record. The transcript is spliced from 7 exons.